UUUUAUUAAAGAACACUCACCCUGCCAGUCUAAGUGUAGGGUUUACAACUAGAAGCCCCCAACGCCAACUGUUUCCGGCUGUCCGGUGACAAAAUAAACAACUCAAUUGCAGAAUGGUCUGUAAGCCCGAACACAAGCUGUUUAAAAUGAGUGUAUCUUAAUAGGAAUUGCCAAAUUCCACCGGACCUCUGUCUACUUUGACGCUCAACCAUUUCAACAGCUGACCUCCACCAUGACUGCUGUAAUCAGGGAAUCUGCCCGUGUCCCGGUCCGAGUAGCUGGUGAUGGCAUGGAAACGGAAAAAAAACCCUCCAUUUUGGAGGUCAGCACAGACAAGAUGCCAGUCUGCCUGGCAUCUCUUCCGCCUCUGAAGGCAGCAAGCCCCAAACGUAACACCAAAUCUUCCCCACCUCCUCCCCAUGUCGCCCCACAACCUCUCGGUGUGCUCCACCUGGGCAAGGUGUGCAGGGAGGCCUGCACCGAGGUGGAGGCUGUAAGGAUCCUUAUCCCUCGUGCUGCCAUAAGUAGAAGUCGCCGUGCUGCUGCGGUGAAAGGAGACGCGGGGCAACAGGCGGAGGAGCGAAGUUCAUCCCCGCAGCCUGUGGUGGAGGACUGGAGAGGCCAGCUGGAGAAGCUUCAGAACUCUGAACGCAGGCUGUUGCAGGACAAAGAAGGCCUGUCUAAUCAGCUGCGUGUGCAAACUGAGGUCAACCGAGAGCUCAAGAAACUGCUGGUGGCAUCUGUGGGCGAUGACCUGCAGUACCAAUUUGAGCGUAUGGCACGUGAGAAGAACCAGCUCAUUCUUGAGAAUGAGGUUCUGGGUCAGAAUUUGUCGCACACGGCAGAACAGCUGGAACGCAUGAGUAUCCAGUGUGAUGUGUGGAGGAGCAAGUUCCUGGCCAGCAGAGUGAUGGCGGAGGAGCUGACAAAUGCCAGAGCGGCUCUGCAGCGCCAGACCAGGGAGGCACAAGGAGCCAUUCAAGACCUUUUGUUAGAGCGAGAAGAGUACUCCAGAGAAAUGGUGCUCACUCACAGGUCUCUGGAGCAGCUGCUGGUGUCUCUGCAGUGGGGCCGACAGCAGACGUAUUACCCCAGCGCACAGCCGCUCGGCACAGGGGAGCUGGCAGCCGCCAAUCACAAGCUGGCAGACACCAUCAACUCUCACCUGUUGGGCAAGAACACCAGCAUCGGGGUGAGAAGCAACAGCGCAGCGUCUGAGCAACUCUGCAGCACACCUGCCGAGAAGAUGGCUGAGAAGGUGCUGAAGAUACUGGACCCAAUCUCCCGCGCAGAAAACCAGGCGGAGUCGGCGCUAAGUGACUCGGCUCCCUCAAACUUCCUGAGCAAUAACAAGAAGAGCAUCGGCAGGUUCCACCCGUACACACGCUAUGAGAACAUCACCUUUAACUGCUGCGAACGCUGCACUGGAGACAUCCUGGUGCUGUAGACGACAGCUCGUUGGAUUUAAUCACUUUUGGGGCACAUUAUUCUCAAAAUAACCCAUUUGCUGUAUUUUAAAAGCCAACAACACGUGCUGUCCAAAGUGUCUCAGGUCACGGAUGAGAGUGUUUGUACUUUAGGUCAAAAAUUUCAUCAAAUUUUCCCUGAUCAAUUAUAUUUUCUUAGGGGAAUACUGUACAUACUAUCAUCUAUGACAGGCGUUUCCAAACUUUUUGACCAAGGGCGGCAUAACGAAAAGUCAAAGUAUACGGGAGCCAUUUUGAUAUUGUUUUAUUUUGUUUAAAAUAAAUGCUGGAAACAGACAUAUUACAUAUAGACAGAUAGAUUAGAUUAGAUUUUAUUGGUCCCCUUGGGGAAAUUCAUUGUCACUGCCGUACAUUUAAACACUAGACAUUACACAUCACACAAAAAAAUAAAUAACAAAAAGACAUCAUACAUGACCAACACACAUUUACAGGCCGGGCCUGCUGUUAAGGGCGGCUAUAGCUGCAGGGAUCAGGCUUUUCCUGAGGCGGGCCCUCCGGAAUUUGAUUGUUCUGUACCUGCGCCCUGAUGGUAGUGGGAUGAUGUAUUGGUGUAGUGGGUGAGUGAUAUCCUGGACUAUUGUUUUUGCCAGUCGGGUGAUGGACCUGUGGUUUAUGUCUGAAAUGUUGGGUGUGGGUAGGCCGAUGAUUUUAGCUGCUAUGUUUGUAAUGCGUGUGAGUUUGGUCCGGUUGGUUACAGAAAGCAUGGUGAAAAAAUGACAGAUGACAUAUUUAAGACAAAAAACUUGUGUUAUAUGGGACGAAGUGUACUUUCAUUAGUUAUUUCUGGGGUGUCCAAAAUGUGGCCAAAGGGUCAUUCGCAGAUCAAAGCUCCAGUUUUGUUGGCCUGCAACAUACUGACUUAAAAAAAACAACUAAAAAUGUAAGAAAAAGAGGGAAACAACAAUGUAACGAGAAAAAGAUGGCCUUUUGAUACUAACAAUACAAUUUGUCACCUAUACCAGUGGGGACCGGUACCGUAUUUGCUUCAGGGCCGCAGAGAAACAUUAAUUAAUUAAUAAACUACCGCAUUUUCUCUGACUUAACUUUCGGCUGUCCCACUAAACACACCAAUAAGCUUGUUAAUAGUUGUAUAUUACAACUCCUUUGUUAUUGUACAUGUGUUAAUGUGCCAGAUCGGAGCUAAUUUGUUGGCUGUUUUUAUCUGCCACAUGUACAAAGCCGGUCCGUAAAAAUAAUGCAUACAUUAAUCCGGUCCCUGGUGAGAAAAAGGUUGGGGAACCCUGACCUAUAACACAAAGCUAACACUUAAGUUUUGAUAUAUAGUGUGUUUGUAGCAUUCAUUUAUUUUUACAAAUUAAAAAAAAAUAUCAAAAUGUCACUCACAUACUUAGACUUUCAUGUUUUGUACUACAUUUUCAUCUUUUUUGCUUAACUUUUUAUACAGUUUUUCCCCCCCCCGACAAAAUGUUGCAGGCCAACAAAACUCAAGCUGCGGGUCGCACUUUGGACACUUUUGAUUUAUGACAUUUAGGAACAAUUGUGUGAACAGAAGUGUUAUAGUAUGUUAGGGCGGCAACGAUGAAUUUGACUAGUAAAAAAUAUUUGAUCCAAAUAUUCAUAGAAGUUUUUAAUGAGUAUGACUAUUAGAAAUGGAUCAAAAUCGGACCACAGGGAGUGCCUGUAACUUUAAAUCAAAAACGUAGUUUCCGCUUAGCCGCUGCAAUAGAGCGUUCAUGAGAGUGGUGGUGUGUGGGUGCUGUGAUCUUCUUGUAAAACUCUAUUUAAAAAGGGCAAUUUCAAUGAUGAAGAUAUAAUAAUAGAUUUUAUUUGUAAAAAAGCACUUUACAUUGAGUAAACAACCUCAAAGUACUACAGUGUAUUGAAAAAAAUAAAAAGAUAAUAAAAAAUUAAUAAAAAUAAAAACUAGAACAGCCAAAAUAGCUAAAACUAGUAUGCAUAUAUCUUUAAAAAAAGGCUUU
Nerophis lumbriciformis (worm pipefish) is the source of this 3427-nucleotide messenger RNA. RefSeq names its product basic leucine zipper nuclear factor 1 (gene blzf1). The record is from RefSeq and is a predicted model, not a curated record. Lineage: Eukaryota; Metazoa; Chordata; Actinopteri; Syngnathiformes; Syngnathidae. Gene Ontology annotation, biological process: Golgi organization; Golgi to plasma membrane protein transport. Gene Ontology annotation, cellular component: Golgi membrane.